Messenger RNA from Penicillium brevicompactum, 3264 nucleotides. It is a transcript of the gene tcsB, whose product is annotated as putative sensor histidine kinase/response regulator TcsB/Sln1. The coding region runs from base 1 to 3264 and encodes 1087 amino acids. NCBI's taxonomy places the organism in Eukaryota, Fungi, Ascomycota, Eurotiomycetes, Eurotiales, Aspergillaceae. Gene Ontology annotation, molecular function: phosphorelay sensor kinase activity. The transcript has 7 exons. Gene Ontology annotation, biological process: phosphorylation; phosphorelay signal transduction system. The record is from RefSeq and is a predicted model, not a curated record.
AUGAGGAUUCCUAUUGCUGUGCAGCUGGCGCUGCUCGUGUUACUCACCGCGGUGUCCGGGAUUGCUGUGCUGGCGAUUGCAACGUGGUUUACAACGUAUGAUUUCAUAGUCGGCGUUGAGUCGCAGGGCCUCGAGCUCGUCGCAACCAUCAAGGCGAGCCAGAUUGCCUCAAAUCUGGAUCUCCUGGAAACAACGUGUAAGACAUUCGCCACACGCAUUUUAAUUCAAUCGGCCUUGAGACGCUACUACGCUGGGAAUUCCUCGGCCGAGAACUGGACGAAUUCCAUAGCAGAUGUCCAAUCCGCGCUGGGGGGCAGGGGGUACCUCAGUCUUUACCAGGCUAUCAUCUACUCCAAAAAUGGCGAGGAAGGAGUUGAGAGUUUACUAAAUGUGACGAGUGAUACAGUUCCCGACAUCACUCUUCCCUAUACCUAUCCGAAUGGGACUUCCGUGAAGCUGGGACAUCCUGGACUGGGCUACCCUCCCUCUUUGUACCCGAACCUAACGUAUCGCGCAACGGGCAAAGGUGCAAACCCCACGGUCUACGCGUUCGCCGAUUAUACAUUUGGAUUAGCAUCGGCCCUGCUUCUAGGGCCGCUCAAAGUCAACUCAUCCUUCUCACUCGUAUCUUUGACUUUACCGAUCGUUAACAACACCUCCAAUACCGAGAUCCUGGGAUUCAUGACUGUGGUUGCGAGUGCCGCGAAUCUCCAAAAUGUGAUCAGCUCCCGAGAUGGAUUGGGAAACAGUGGCCAAGUGCUUCUUUUAGGACCCAACCGAUCGGCAAAUGUCUUUUCUUCGGCCGAUCAACCUGCCACGUCUACAUCUGGCGCCCAGACCGAGGCUUUGCAUGGAGCACAGGUCCAUUAUGUUUUCGAGCCAACGCCUUUGCCCACUCAAGCCAGCCGACACGCGGGAAUGUCAACCGAUACUCCAUUUGUACUCUCCACAUACCCUUUGGCCCUGCGAGUGAUGCUGGAGUCGUACCCAGAUGAAAGCAAAGCCAUCAGCGACCUGUCCACGACCAAUGAGCGGGGGAUUCGGGUUGCAGUAGGCGCUGUCCGUCCACAAAAUUCUCUCGUCCAGUGGAUUUUGCUUGUCGAGGAAUCUCAGUCAGAAGCCUUUGCUCCAGUGGCUCGACUGCGGAAAAUCAUCAUCGCCUGCGUUUUCGGCACAGCGGGCGCGAUCAUCAUUCUUGUUCCCCUGCUAACACAUUGGGCUGUUGCUCCGAUCAGAAGGCUACGAGCGGCAGCCCAGAAAUCAGUUGAACCUGAAAUUGAAGCCCCACCUGCGUCCCAGUCUCGAGUUACUGGAGAUGAACGUGAGCCAGGAGAGGCGGUUGAGAGGAUCGAGGAGCACAUGGACGAGAAAGGGUCUCCGGCGACAUGGGUCAAACGCCUAAGACGACCCUCAGGAUGGCUAAAUAGCUCGACAAGCAUCGGGCAUUCUGGACCUACUCGCGGAUUUCAAAUUCCAGAGAGAGUGAAAGAGCGCAAGCAUUGCGUCACCGAUGAAUUGACGGAGUUGACCAAAACAUACAACGCAAUGUCGGACGAGCUGACCAUCCAGUAUGCACGACUAGAAGAGCGAGUAGUCGAGCGAACCCGAGAGCUUGAAAAAGCCAAAUCGGCGGCGGAAACUGCCAACGAGAGCAAAACAUUGUUUAUUGCCAACAUUUCCCAUGAGCUGAAAACCCCCCUGAAUGGCAUCCUGGGCAUGUGUGCAGUAUGCAUGGGGGAGGAUGACUUAUCUCGAAUCAAAAAGUCGCUUCAAGUGGUUUACCAGUCUGGCGAUCUUCUACUACACCUCCUCAACGACUUGCUCACGUUCAGCAAGAAUCAAAUUGACCAAGCGAUUCAAAUCGAGGAGAAGGAAUUCAAGAUUUCCGAUGUGCGGUCACAACUGGCCAUCAUCUUCCAAAACCAGGUUAACGAAAAACAUAUUGACUUCAGUGUGAAUUUUGUCUCCGGGGACAACAGUGAUCCCCAGGGCACCGUGUGCCGUGAGGGAGCGUCAGAUCACCCCAAACUGACACCAGCCCAACCCCGACUGGCAGACAUGAUACUGUGGGGCGACCAGCAUCGCAUCCUGCAGGUGCUGAUAAAUUUGGUUAGCAACAGUCUCAAAUUUACACCAGAGAAUGGGAAAGUGGAGGUUCGCAUCCGCCUAGUGGACGAGGUCUCGAGCAUUGAUGGCAUUGCCCCUCUAAGGAAUGUGCCCGGACGAUCCUCUAAACUGCGCUCCCAAUCCGUAUCCAGUGCAAGCUCGUCCAUCCGCAACACUGCAGGCGCGAGUGAAGGCCAGGGCGAAGGCCAAAGGACGUCUAAGCCCAACCUUCGGCAAAUGAUGUUCCAAUUUGAGGUUGAAGACAAUGGACCAGGCAUACCCAGCCACUUACAAAGGCGGAUAUUUGACCCUUUUGUACAAGGGGACUUGGGGUUGAAUCGCAAGUACGGCGGGACUGGCCUGGGUCUCAGUAUAUGUGCGCAAUUGUCUCACAUCAUGGGAGGCGUAAUUUUGCUCGAUAGCAAAGAAGCUGAAGGGUCAUUGUUCACUCUGAAAAUCCCACUGGGAUAUGUGAGAGAAGUGAUCCCAAGUCCGCGCACCGGAAGCGUCCCUGGAUCACGGACCCCCAGCGUUCUUUCGCUGGAGGAUUUCUCCAAUGCAGUCCGCACGCCCUCAAAUCAUGGUUCAAUACGAAAUGAUACCCAUGCGCCGGGGUUUGAGAAAUCAGAGAUCCAACCUCGUUUGGUAGGCCUUAGCCAACCAUUCUUCGCGCCAACUGUUCCGAAGACCCCUCCACCCACCAGUGGCAAUAUAUCACCAAACCAUAGUUCCAUCGAUAGGGGAGAUGGUUCAAAAAAGAUCCGUGUUCUGGUAGCUGAGGAUAAUACCGUUAAUCAGGAAGUUGUCAGACGAAUGCUUGCCCUUGAGGAGGUCUACGACGUCACAAUUGUCAAGGAUGGCCAAGAGGCAUAUGAUACUGUCAAGUCAAACAUGGAAAAAGGCGAAGUUUUUGACCUGAUAUUCAUGGACAUCCAGAUGCCUGUACUCGAUGGACUCGAGAGCACUCGGCUUAUCCGGCAGAUGGGGUACUCUGCUCCUAUUGUGGCACUCAGCGCCUUUGCCGAGGAAAGCAAUAUCAAAGACUGCAUGGAUUGUGGAAUGGAUAUGUUUAUAAGCAAACCUAUCCGAAGACCCGCCUUGAAGCAAGUCCUCAGCAAGUUUUCCACCAUUAUCGAGGAGGCUGAAAACGGAGGGUGA